Rhodamnia argentea is the source of this 1904-nucleotide messenger RNA. RefSeq lists its product as uncharacterized. The record is from RefSeq and is a predicted model, not a curated record. Gene Ontology annotation, molecular function: calmodulin binding. The transcript has 2 exons. The coding region runs from base 276 to 1661 and encodes 461 amino acids. Lineage: Eukaryota; Viridiplantae; Streptophyta; Magnoliopsida; Myrtales; Myrtaceae.
CCUCCCCCUCCUCCACCUCCUCCACCACCACCCCUUUUGAGUUCACAGCGUGAUUCACUCUCCUCUCCUCAACCCAAAACAACCACUCUGCCUCCCCCUCCCUCUCUCUUCCAAUUCCUUCAAUUAAAUUAGCUGGCCCUUCCUCAAUAUUCAGUCUCUGUCUUCUUUGCUCUCUCUCUCCUUUGUCCCUUCCUAUUCACUCUCCUCCACAUGAUGUUUCAUUGAUCAAGCUUGUACUGAACUUCCUCUAUCUCAGUCCCGACAGUACAAGCGACAUGGCGACAAAACUGAAAGAGAGCGCUUCUCUGGGGAAGCAAAAGAAGGUCACCUCUCCUUUGGAUCAUCGUCCAACCGGCACCGUCCAAACCAAAAGAUCUAGUACUACUUUAAAGCAAUCCACCUCAUCAUCUUCUGCGACCACCAAUGGCGCUCCGACAGCAUCAGAUAGGCAAGUCCCGAAUUAUCUGAAACCGACAGUGAGCUCACGGGUUGAAUCGCAAAAGCCCGCAACAAAGAAACAUGUCUCAUUGUCGCCUGGAGCUUCUGCUCAGAAGCCUAGUCUCUCCAGAAGAAACUCUUUUGACAAGUCUCAUUCAUCUGCUCAGAUGCAAAAGACUUUCACUUCAUCAGGUCCAAGAGAGAGGUCCCUAACAAUUAGAUCUUCAUCUUUCUCCACCGGUUCAGCGAGACCAGUUUUGGAUAGGACCUUAAAAACACCUAAAGCUGGUCCUGUCAAGUCUCAGGCUUCAAAUAUAGCUGGUAAUAAGAACACAAGGAAGAGCCCAGUUUCAACUCCUUCAACCAUCAAGAAGGAGACCGGUUGGUUGAGUAGACCUCCGAGCAGUCCCGACAUAAAUUCAGAGAUAUCGAAUGCCGAAUCAGGAAACUUAGACAACAAGAAACAGGAGGUGAAAGACAUGGAAGAGGUCAUCAUUGUGAAAGUCGAGGGUGAUCAUGGGGAAGAAGUUGCCCCGGAUUUGCAGGAACCUGAAAAUAUCAUUGAUGAACAUGAUGAUAUCAUCCUGGCAGAUGAUGAACUUGUGAAAGAUCAAGAGACUCUGCUAGAUCAGGCUUGUGUCAUUUCCACAGUGGACCAAGAUCAUGAUUCAACUGAAUUUUCCCAGAGAGAAUCAGAAGAUACCAAGGACAAAUUAGCAGAACAAGAAGCUAUUGAAACCUCUCUUGGUGACAAGAUCAGAGAGGACAAAGAUCAAAUUUUGAGUGAUCAGUCCAAUAUUAUACAAGAGGAGAUGUCAACAGAAGUCGCUAAAGCUGACUCAGAAGAUAAAAUUGAAGACCAUGCACUGGAAAAGACCGACACUGUCGCUGCGGAAACUGGAGAAGCAGAGGCUACAAGUGAGAAGCCCGAGCAAGCAGGUGAAGAACAGAACCAGAACAAGCCCAUAACACCAAAUGAUGAAGAGAAAGAUGCGACAAUGGAGGGCACAGUGACAGAAGAAGCAAAGCCAUUGACAAUCAAGACCAUUACACCGUCCAAGAGCCAGAGACUGACUCAGGGGAACUCGAAGAAGGAUUCGCCAGCAUACAAUGACGUGAUUGCAGAGACCUCGAGCAAGCUGAUGGAGAAGAGGAAGAACAAGGUGAAGGCACUGGUGGGAGCUUUCGAGACCGUCAUAUCCUUGGAAGAGCCUCAAGCUUGACACGACUCCGCCUUCCCCCCGACGCCGGCACAGACGGAUAAUAUGUAUGGUUUCCUUGAAUUGUUCUUGUAUAAAUGCAACGAGUAAUAGAAAAAUGCAUAGGAUGUGUGAGUGGAGAGACUUUCCUCUCUUCAUUGCGAGAGUCGCUGUAAGAUCAAAUUAGAGUUCUUGCUUGUUCUUUCUUUGUGUUUUCCCUUUGAUGGACAUGGUUCCAGUUGGAAUGUAAAAUGAUGUGUUCGUGUU